ACAGUUAUUAGAUUGAUGUUUUCCUGUGGCUGCGGUUGUUUUAUUGCUUCCACGGUGCUGAGUGUGUGUGUGUGGUGGUUUAUCACCUUUCGUAGCUGUGUGUGGUCGUGUUGCCGGGCUGUGUAUGGCUACAGUUUGUCUGCAUGGUGGAACAUCCAUCAGUCACCAGUCACUUCCACCACUGCCAGCACCACCCAGACCUCCAUCACCAGCAUCACCCCAACUUACACCACCAGGAUCACCCUCACCACCACCACCGCCACUACCAUGAGACCCUCCAGUUUUCUCACCACCUCUAUUGUCGUCCUUGUCGUGGUCGUCUUGCAGGAGACUGCAGCAGCACCUAGGUGCAACAGGCAAGGCACCAGGACCCCAUCUCUCAACUGCAAGUAUGGUACAGUAGCUGACUGGUGUGGCAACCGUGUGUGUGCCAAGGGCCCCGGCGAAACCUGCGGCGGUGACUGGGGAGAAAAAGGAGCGUGUGUUGCAGGAACGUACUGUUCCUGUGGCUUCUGUUCUUGCGGCUACUGCACCGGCUGCGCCGCCAACCUGGAUUGUUGGUUCGGUCACUUCUGCUAGACUGGAACCUCCUGCACUCCCCGCUGUCACCCUCGUCACGCAGCGCCACAGAGCUACCUGUUCCUCCGGCCUCGCUCGGUCGUCUCCACUCAGUGAGAAAAGAGGAAGCAGUGACCUCUUUGCUUGGUCUUCCUCUCCCGGUUCGUUGGCUCGGCUGGACAAAAUGAAGAAUAUUGUUAGGUGGAGGCUGCACACUGUGGCUGCACCCUGUGGCCGCACCCUGUGGCCGCACACUGUGGCCGCACCCUGUGGCUGCACCUUAUGGCCGCACCCUGUGGCUGCACCCUGUGACCACCUUGUGGUUGCACUUGGUGGCUAAACAGACACGUACGCAGGUUUUUAAUCCCGCUUACGUAUGUAUUUACAUACUUAUCUAUAUUACUUACCAUUUUUAUGUAAACAGCGACUAUCGAGCCUCUGCCCGCUAUCACUUACGCAAGAUUUCAGAGCAGUGGAGGCAAGGUAGUAGUAAUAGUAGUAGUGGUAGUGUUAUUUACCUCUUUCCCCGCGGGGCUGACCCUUCCCCCCUUAGUCCAUGGAGGGAGGGGGGGGAUCUUUCCAGCCCUCACGGUGGUGUCCCGCCCCAGUUCGAACCCCCGUAGGGAGGGAGGGAGGGUACUAUGCUACUCAACCAGCGUUUCCACCAUUUUAACUCUAUUCAAUACAUGAUCGGUAUGAUUGGAAGUGCCCACACAUGGGUACGUAUGUGUGAAUGUUCAUACACUCAUACAAGAUAUAUGCAUGAGCGUGAAUAUUGAUCUACACAAUAUGCAUGUAUCAGUGGUGAUACAUAUAUGGUGUACAUAACAGCUAAUAUCCAGUCUAAAUUACACUUAGUGUGAUUACAUUGUACAUAUAUCUGUACAUAUAUGUAAAUAUGAUAACUUUUGAAAGUGCAUAUUUGCCUUUGUGAUAGACAGAGUACAAAUCAAGUAAUAUUAGGAACCCCUGGUUAUCAAAUCACGAGAAGUCUGCCUCUUGUUCUGACAGCUUCCACCAGGGACUCUUGACUCUCCCUGUUUUGACUCACCUUGUCUUGACUCACCUUGUCUUGACUCACCUUGUUUUGACUCACCUUAUCUUGACUCACCUUGUCUUGACUCACCUUGUCUUGACUCAUCUUGACUCACCUUGUCUUGACUCAUCUUGACUCACCUUGUCUUGACUCAUCUUGACUCACCUUGUCUUGACUCACCUUGUCUUCACUUACACUUUCUAUAGGUUCUUUUUUAUUUUGAAAGGUAUAUUGUAUUGUUUUUUUUUCUUCAUUAUUUCAGGUUUGUGUAUGCACACGCGCAUUCACAAACGUGUUUGCACAUGCUUAAAACACACACCACUCAAACACGCCCGCACACUGUCUUCAGGAAUCUUAUAUGCAACAUCUGGGUAUCAUUAUUGUAGACGUUUCGCCAUCCAGUGGCUUUAUCAAUACAAAUUCUAGGACAUAACUUGAAAGUAGAACUAUGUACAGAAGAUGAAGUAAUCAGUCCCUCAACCUUGGAGUAGGUGCGAAGAGCACCAUAGUCGUGGAGAUACUGAAGCAGAAGCAAGGAGCCUGGAUGGCGAAACUUCUACAAUAAAGAUACCCAGAUGUUGCACCUGUGUCUUAAUUUCAUCUUGUUGGUAUUAUAUACCAUUCUUGCACAGGAAUCUUAUAGUCAUUUCAUGCAGUGUACAGCACGUAAGACCAGUCCUCUGUUAUGAAGCACCAGUGUGGAGCCCACACCUAGUCAAACAGGUUCGACGUGUGUACAAGUCCCUCACAUUUUAUCGUCAAACAUCCUAACAAGACGUCUGACCUACCACUAGUAUGCCAAAGCCGGUAUGUCCAAAUCUGCAGAAGUUAACGCUGGUGCUCAGAGUUAAAACUGAAGACUGAGAAUACUGACGAUCGCGUGUUGUGGUUAGGUUAUUAUUGCUGCACUCUGCAUGCAUGUUUCUGUUGAUUCGAAGUGGUGUUCACCUCUCUUGUUGCCAGACUCCUGAAGACCUUUACCACUCGAGGAGUUGACAAGUGUGCAUUAACGUGAGGCAUAUCACAGAAUGGAGUUAUAUAAUUUAUUAGAGAAGAAUACAGAGAUCUGAGGCAGAUUUGCAUCAUAUAUAUAUAUAUAUAUAUAUA
Cherax quadricarinatus is the source of this 2701-nucleotide messenger RNA. Its product is annotated as neuroparsin-A. NCBI's taxonomy places the organism in Eukaryota, Metazoa, Arthropoda, Malacostraca, Decapoda, Parastacidae. The record is from RefSeq and is a predicted model, not a curated record.